This is a messenger RNA of Hippoglossus stenolepis (Pacific halibut), 2090 nucleotides long. Its product is annotated as protein ABHD15. Gene Ontology annotation, molecular function: monoacylglycerol lipase activity; short-chain carboxylesterase activity. The record is from RefSeq and is a predicted model, not a curated record. Lineage: Eukaryota; Metazoa; Chordata; Actinopteri; Pleuronectiformes; Pleuronectidae.
GAAACGAGACUUCAGUGAACCUAUCAGGUCAGACCUUCACUCUGGUGCAUGAAGCAACAGUUUGUAAACGAUCGGGGUCAAAGGUCAGUGAGGGAAUCACAGCAGAACGUCCCAGAGAAAACCACUGGAUUACUUUAUGUAAAGAUGGCACCGUUUGUAUGGGACUGUCUGUCCUGUUUGCUUCCUUCCCUGUUUCUGUUCCUGCUGAGUCUCGUCCUCCGCUGGCUCAGAGCACGUUGUCGGACAGGACGGGCGUCCAUGACUGAAGAAGAACCCACGCUCAUCUGCAAAACCUCUGCACUGGCCAAAUAUCUGCUCCGCCACUGUGGCUCUCUGGCCAGGCCGAGACCGGCCGCCUGGCCCAGGGGAGACCCCCACCUCCAGACCCUGUCCGCUCUGCUGUGUGGACCAGCAGGAGACACAGUAGAGUUCACCAGGGACAAUCUGCUGCUGAGAGACGGGGGGAUUGUAGCGGUGGACUGGGCUCUGGAGACCGGACUGGCUGAGAGGAUUGGGAGGGGGAGGUGGGAGGGGAGGAAGGAGCAUCAGUCGGGGGGAAAGGCGCUGGGUUGUUUCACCUCGACGCCUCCUGUCCUUCUCCUCAUCCCUCAUUCAUGGGGAGGGGUGAGCCCUCACUUGAAGGCCCUGUGCCAUCAGGCCAUACGUCAGGGCUUUGACGUGGUGGUGUUCCACCCCCGGGCCACAGCAGGGUGCCCGCUGACCACAGCACGACUCACUGAGUUUGGAGACCCGGCUGAUCUUGAGCAGGCAGUGACCUACAUUCACAGCCGCCACCCGUCCUCCGAGCUGGUGGCGGUGAGAGGUUCAGGUUCAGGAGUCCUUCUCUCCUACCUGGGGAGUGGAUCCAGCACAUACCUGACUGCAGCUGCUGCCAUCUCACCUGUGCUCCUGGGCCAGCUGUGGUUCCAAACAGCCAUGCCUGCCAUUUAUCGCUGGGGUGCGCUGUUUCACCGGAAACUGCAGCUGAGGAGAUACGCAAACUCCUUCAGAGGAGUUGUGGAUGUGGACCGGGCCCUCAGCUCUUUCCUGAGAGACUUUGAAGAAGCUCUUUACUGCUCUUCGGCCCAACUUCCAGAGAAACCUCCAGUAAACUCUCUAAACAGCUCUGGACUGAGCGGCCUGGGCACUGGGGAAAGGGCUCAGCCAGCCGAGGACUGGGACAGCUACUGGGAGAGGAACGAACCCCUGAGAGAUGCAGAUGAAGUGGGUCCCGUGCUCUGCAUCUGCAGCCGUGAUGACCCUCUCCUCCCUCCUGCCUCCACUCUACCCAUCGCCCUCUUCCAGAGCAAUACCCUUCUUCUGGUGUUGACGGACAAAGGAGGGCACUGUGGAUACUCGAGACCGACAGGAGAUGGAGGGAGGAAGGGUGAGAAUAAGGAGGUGAAGGAAGGUAGCUGGAGUCACAUCGCAGUUCUGGAGUACUUCAGAGUGGUGGCUGAUUUCCUAAGAGGUGAGAGGAGGGAUGGGACAAGCUGGGGGUCACUGGGAAACAUCCAGGCUGGGCAGAGGAACAGGGGCAGCACCAUGGCCCCUCUCCGCAGGAGGAGAGCCACCGUGAUGAGGAGGCCGAGACCUCAGGCACCAGAACCGAGCAGCGUGGAUGCAGAAGGAGAGAACUUCACCUGGAAGAGGUCCUAUACACGCUGAGGAUGAAGAUGGUGGAGGAUCAGAAAGAUUCUAUUGACUUUUGGACUUCGUCAAUCAAACGUCUGGAAGAUAAAAGCAGCCAAGUAAUGGACAGCUAUUGGAAAAGAUAUUUUAGUUCAGGAGACAAAAAAAACGUUUUUUCUUCAACAAUUAUUCAUGUUGAUCAUGUGGAUAAUGGGUUAAGACAAACUAAUAUCGCUCAUGAUAGAAUAAAUGGUCCACGAUAACGAUAUCACCAUACAGCGAUUCUGCAGUAAUCAUGCAAGACAAUCGUAUAAUGACUCAUCACGAACUAAACAAAAUGCCCCUAAAGAGUUGAAGUGCAGGAUUCAUUCUGUAAUUUAGUGUCAGUUUCAGAGUUUGACACAAACUGAGAUGAACCAAUGGACAAAAAAUUGCAUAAAGUUGAAAAUUCUAAUGUC